UCCGAUAAUCAUCUUCUUCGCCGAGAUCUACAUCUCAAAUUCCUAAACUUUCUCCAUCUGCGAGCUACAUUCGUGAAACCCUUUACUCUCCAAACCUCCAAUGUCACGAACCCAUCUCCAAAUUCCCCUCCUUCUUCCACCAUUCCUCUAUGUUUAAUCCGAAUAGAGAAUGGUUCUUGGGCUCGUCAAAUUCACGGGACUAUCAACAAGGCUCCUCAACAUAUGCGUUCAUUCCCUCUGCAAAUUCCGAAAAAUCGAGAAAGCCGAAACCUUGAUCACAGACGGAAUCAGACUAGGCGUUUCUCCCGAUGUCGUCACUUACAACACUUUGAUCACCGGGUACUGCCAUUUCGUCGGAAUCGAGGAAGCUUACGCCGUCACUCGCCGCAUGAGAGACGCCGGGAUUAGACCCGACGUCGCUACGUAUAACUCCCUAAUCGCCGGAGCCGCUAGACGGCUGAUGCUGGAUCGUGUACUCUACCUGUUCGACGAAAUGCUCGAGUGGGGUUUGUACCCUGACUUGUGGAGUUACAACACUUUGAUGUGUUGUUACUUCAAGCUAGGGAAGCAAGACGAAGCCUUUCGUGUUCUUUACAAGGAUCUUCGCCUCGCGGGGCUAAGUCCCGGUCCUGAUACUUACAAUGUGCUGCUUGAUGCGCUUUGCAAGUGUGGUUAUGUAGACGAUGCUCUUGAGAUGUUUAGAGAGAUGCAGAGUAGGUUUAAGCCAGGGUUAAUGACUUAUAACAUUCUUAUCAACGGGCUUUGUAAAGCCAGGAGGGUCGGUACUGCGAAAUGGAUGUUGACAGAGCUCAAGAGAUCGGGUUACACUCCUAAUGCAGUUACUUACACGACGAUAUUAAAGCUGUAUUUCAAGACUAGGAGGAUUAGAAGAGGGCUUGAGUUGUUUCUAGAGAUGAAAAGAGAAGGGUAUACUUAUGAUGGGUACGCUUAUUUCGCGGUUGUCAGUGCUUUGGUUAAGACAGGGAGGACGAAAGAGGCGUUUGAGUAUAUGCAGGAGCUGGUUAGGAACGGUAGGAGACACGACAUUGUUUCGUAUAAUACGUUGUUGAAUCUGUAUUUUAGAGAAGGGGAUUUGGAUGCUGUGGAUGAUUUGUUGGGGGAGAUAGAGAGGAAAGGAAUGAAAGCUGAUGAGUAUACGCACACGAUCAUAGUCAACGGUUUGUUGAGGACGGGACAGACGAGGAGAGCAGAGAAGCAUUUUGUAAAUAUGGGAGAGAUGGGGAUUGGGUUGAAUCUCGUGACGUGUAACUGUUUGGUUGAUGGGUUGUGUAAAGCGGGUCAUGUGGACCGUGCGCUGAGAUUGUUUGAGUCGAUGGAAGUGAAAGAUGAGUAUACGUAUACUUGUGUUGUGCAUAAUCUCUGUAAAGAAACGAGGUUUGUAUGUGCUUCAAAGCUGCUUUUGUCGUGUUACAGUAAAGGAAUCAAGAUUCCGUCGUCUGCGAGACGAGCUGUUUUGUCGGGUUUAAGGAUGUCGGGGUGUUAUGGUGAAGCGAGAAUGGCUAAAGCCAAAAUGAAACUGGCUCAGGUUGGGGAUUCCUGACGAUCUUUACAUACAAUGACACAAGUUUUGAAGUGUAUGUAAUUUACUUGUUAUGUAUCAGUGCAUGAAAUGAAACAAAGACUGAUUCUUUACAUAAAGUCAGAUUCUUAGCACAUGGAAGAGUAAAAUCUUGGCUGUUUAUGUGAAGUAAAAGGAUCUGUCUGCAGUGGGGUUGUGAGCUCCAGGAAGAAGUCUUUUGCUAGGGGAUCUGUUACCAGAAAGCCAAGGUAAUGAUCAAGGAGACGAUGAUGAAGUUACUAACUCAAGUGUGGAGAUAAGUCUGAGAGACCAAGUAUGGUUGGAGUGGAAAAAACUCAGGUUAAGGCAAGGUAGACUGAUGACUGAUGAGAGAGGUUCACACAAAAGGAGAAGCUACUUGGAAAGAUAAGUGGCGGGUCUUGUGAGUUCAGUAAUGUGUGUUGAGGUGGGAGCUCUAAGGACAGCAAAAGAUAAUUCUUAAAUGGAAACAGAUUUGUAUUGGAAGAAUCGUGCAACAGAAAGCCAAUUACAUUUCAUCCCCUGAUGCGCUACUUGUAACAGAUUUACCUGCGGAUCAGAACAAAAGCUACACUUGAGAACUUUUGAGCAAGUAAAUUUCCACACAAGUUCAAGAAGAAACGUACGUUAUCAUGUACUUAUCCCUUGUUUUGACUUGUGAAAUUGUUAUUGUACCUCUUUAUUGGAUAAAAGAAACAAAUACACAUCGUUUGGCUAAGCCCACAUGUGUAAAAAUAUCUCCUCAA
Brassica oleracea var. oleracea is the source of this 2304-nucleotide messenger RNA. Its product is annotated as putative pentatricopeptide repeat-containing protein At4g17915. NCBI's taxonomy places the organism in Eukaryota, Viridiplantae, Streptophyta, Magnoliopsida, Brassicales, Brassicaceae. The record is from RefSeq and is a predicted model, not a curated record. Bases 170 to 1561 code for a protein of 463 amino acids. The transcript has a single exon. Gene Ontology annotation, molecular function: protein binding.